Molecule: messenger RNA, 1403 nt
Organism: Thlaspi arvense
Lineage: Eukaryota; Viridiplantae; Streptophyta; Magnoliopsida; Brassicales; Brassicaceae
Source: the annotation of a GenBank genome assembly
AUGGCCAGCAAAGCUACAAGUGUCCCCACUACAAGCCAAUUCAAGAGCCAAGACUCGAUCGAUCGAUCAAGAGAGAGAGUGAGGAAGAUGAAGCUGGGAAGCCAAGGCCUUGAGGUAUCGGCGCAAGGUCUCGGCUGCAUGGGCAUUUCCGCUUUCUACGGUCCUUCGAAGCCGGAAACUGAAGCCAUCGCUCUUCUCCACCACGCUAUUCACUCCGGAGUCACUUUCCUCGACACCUCCGAUGUCUACGGUCCCGAGACCAACGAAUUGCUCAUCGGAAAGGCUCUGAAGGAUGGUGGAAUGAGGGAGAAAGUUGAACUUGGUACUAAAUUUGGAGCCACUUAUGCAGAGGGGAAGAGAGAGAUCAAGGGAGAUCCUGAGUAUGUGAGAGCUGCUUGUGAGGCUAGUUUAAAGCGUCUUGAUGUUGAAUGCAUUGAUCUCUAUUAUCAGCAUCGGGUCGAUACUCGUGUCCCUAUCGAAAUCACUAUGGGAGAACUCAAGAAGCUAGUCGAAGAAGGUAAAGUAAAGUACAUCGGUUUGUCUGAAGCCUCUGCGUCAACUAUCAGAAGAGCACACGCGCUAGAAUGGUCCUUGUGGACGAGAGACGUGGAAGAAGAAAUCGUCCCGACGUGCAGGGAGCUUGGGAUUGGGAUUGUUGCUUACAGUCCACUAGGAAGAGGCUUCUUUGCAUCAGGACCAAAGCUUGUUGAAAAGCUAGACAAUGAUGACUUCAGAAAGACUCUUCCAAGAUUCCAGCAAGAAAACUUAGACCACAACAAGAUUCUCUACGAGAAGGUUUGUGCGUUGUCGGAGAAGAAAGGAUGCACUCCUGCACAACUAGCCCUCGCGUGGGUUCAUCACCAAGGAAAUGAUGUUUGCCCCAUCCCAGGAACCACUAAGAUCGAAAACCUCAACCAAAACAUUGGAGCUUUAUCAGUGAAACUCACUCCCGAAGAGAUGACUGAGCUCGAGAUCAUUGGCCAACCAGAGUCUGUGAAAGGAGAAAGAUACACGGCCAUUGUGCCCACCUUCAAGAACUCUGACACACCACCGUUGUCUUCCUGGAAAGCCGCUUAAAACCGGUUAGAAAGUUUCUCUGGUUAUGGUUGUACUACAUGGCAUUGUGUCCACUUCAUUCUUAGCUUGAGAGAGAGAGAGAGAGAGAUGUUAUAUGACCUCUACGCUUAGCUUUAUGUUUGCCAAAUGAAAAUUUAGGUUAUGUGUAAUUGAAAAGACGUUUGAUGUCCUUUGUAGGCUUUAACUGUUGUCGAAUGAUGUUUAGUCUUAACUAAACGGCUGUUCCAUUUUAAAUGCCUUGUCUUGACAAUAUUCAUUGCAUAAUAAUGAAACUAAUAACAGUUUUAAUUAUAUAUGCGAUCAAAAACUUGGAGAUGAUACAGUUG